Molecule: messenger RNA, 1434 nt
Organism: Paramacrobiotus metropolitanus
Lineage: Eukaryota; Metazoa; Tardigrada; Eutardigrada; Parachela; Macrobiotidae
Exons: 8
Coding region: 330-1094 (254 amino acids)
Source: RefSeq, a predicted model, not a curated record
UCUGUACAUUUUAACCAAUUUUUUGAUCGUUUUCCGUUUUCUCAUGAUGCAGUCCCAAGUUCCAACUUCCAACUGCUCUCCAGGAAUCUCGACAUGGGGAAUUUCUACGAUAUUGAUAGUUACUAUGUAGUUGUCCUUUUUUAUGCUGCAUGUCGAAUAAUCGCUUAAGCUUUACUUCUGCAACACUGCCCGCUGGUACGCAGUGCUAGGCUGCUGGCUUAACAGUGUGUGUUGCAUCUGGAUUCUGGAGUACUGCAGCGAAUCCUGUAGAGCGAAUCCUUCCUUUCUCUGGAAGCCGUAUAUUUGUUUGUGUGUUGGCCUUAUUGGAAAUGUGUCGCAUCAUUGACAAGCGACGUCUGGAUCUCUAUUUCAGUCCCCAGUAUCAAUUUGCACCACUGUACAAGAAAGGGGAUCUAUUGUGGACAUUUUGCAAACCCCCCAACAUCGACCAGUGGCUGGUGUACGAAGCCAAGGUUCUCUGUGUGCGUUCGCUGCGUCUGCGCUGCGAUGAUCUGGACGAAGGCGCCGCGGGUGUCAAGCGCACCGUGCAGUUCCCCGUGUACGAUGUGCGAUACGCAUGGAAAUCCCAAAAGAGUGGUAAGUUCUACCAGGAGACCGUGGACGAGAAGCAUCUGUAUGAUCGCCAUACCAUGACGGAUGAGGAGGUCUUCUGCAUUGUCGGACUACAUAAUCAGAAUGUCCUAUCGCGAAUGCCCGUGGAGAAACGCGUCGAAGUACCCGGUGAGGGCCUGGUAUUCCUCGGUCGGGAUUACGUCAAGAAGCUGGAAACCCGCCUGAUCGAGAACGGUGUCCUGGCGCAGCACGAGGCCGAAGAGGAGAGCGAUGAGUGGCAUUUCGGGUGGACGACGCCCGGCGCAUCGGAUAACUCAGCGAGCGAGACAACGGACAGCGACGAUGAGUGGCGCGGCGAUCGUCCCCGACGUAGCCGGAAGAGAAAGCGCAGAAUCUCACCCAAGCAGCCGCUGCCCAGUGACAAGCCGAUCAUUUCCUGCAGCAAGACCGCCGCCAGUACUACCGGCAGCGCGCAUCCCGAUCCAUCGGAUGUGGCGGCAUCCAGCAGUUCUGCUAGUUGACCGGAAGUAACUACACACUGCAGUCCCGACAAGUUGACCAGGGAAAGCUAGUGCCGCUGCUUCCAUGCGCACCACAGAUUUACUUGUUGAGUUUCUUGUUUUAUUUAUCGUUCCUUUCAUUUAUUUUCUGCUGUUCCUCUCGGUAUGCAGGACUGGUGAUUCAUUCCGUCCAGAUAGAAGUAAUGAUAAGUUAUUGCUCAAAAUCGUAGAAAAAUUAUAUUAUUGCUCCGUGAACCAGUUCUUCGGUUAAAUUCAAUGACGGGAUUGUUGUCAAUGUUAAUACUGUAUUGUUCUUGUUUCCGCCUCGUUCUGUUUUCAUGAGUACUUAAUAAAUUCUGUA